GUACCAUCUCCCCUCUCUCUCUCUCUCUCUCUCUCUGGUCUCUGCAAAAGCUCUUCAAACCCCUACCCUCUCUCUGCAUCAGACGCCAAAUCCCAAACCCUCAUCUCUUUCUUUUGCAAAAACUCUUCAAAACCCUCACUCUCUCUCUUCUUUAGACCCCAAAUCCCAAACCCAAACCCCAACCGGCAUAACAAUGAGUGAGAAGGAGAAGAUGGACAAAGAAAAUACACACAGACAGAGCUCUGAACCAGAAGAAAAGAACAAAGAAAGAGAAGUAACGACGGAGAGAGAAGAUGGCCGAAAGGAGACGGAAGAGACGAAUGCACGCAAAGAACACUUCCACCCUUCAACCAGGUUUUCUAUCGCUUGAAGAGAUUGAUGAAUCUGAGUAUGGUUUGGAAAUUCCUAAACCUGAGAGAGAAAACAAGAAAGAAAGGACUAAAGAAAAUAAAAAUGAGAAAAAAAGGAAGCAAAGUGAAGUUGAGGAUGAGCUUGGUGGUGAGGUUGAAGCUGUAAGUGAAGAGAAGGAUAAUAAAGUGAAGAGAAAGAAGAAAAAGAAGAACAAGGAUGCAAAGAAUUCUGAGGAAAAUGAAGAACCAACUGCUGGUUAGUGUUUUGAAUUCUCU
Molecule: messenger RNA, 626 nt
Organism: Camellia sinensis
Lineage: Eukaryota; Viridiplantae; Streptophyta; Magnoliopsida; Ericales; Theaceae
Source: RefSeq, a predicted model, not a curated record